UUAAUCUAAAAUUUUAUGUUUGUUUUUUCUUUUCUUCUUCAUGUUGUUUAUAGUUUUAGUUUUAGUAUUCCUUCCUCCACUCUGCGUCUGCCUCCUAGUGUCUUUUGCAAAAUUCUAUAAUAUUAGCCUGAAUUUUGAUCAUAUACAUGUGACCGCCUUUCAGGAUUGCGGUUCUUGAUUUUCUUUGUUUUUUUCCUAGCAAUCAAAUACUAUCCUUUUUUUAAACAAUAAGACUUUUCUUUGUUUUUCUUCAUAAAGAAUUUACUAUUUUGGUAGCUGAAUAUUGCCCCAUUGCUUUCAGCUGUUUGGUUUUCAAUUUUGAUUUGAUUUUAAAGAAUUACCCUUUUUGAACAUCCAUGUUGUAGUUAGUUGAUUUUUGGGUAGAGAGGCAAUCAUUUGUUAUCUGAUAAUAAAGAAAGUUAUGAUAACCAAUGGAGCAAGUAGGAGUAAUUUAUUGAGUUUCUUAACAGGAUCCUCAACACAUACUUGGCAGCCAGUCAUGACUGCCGAUACGGCCACCUUAAGUUACUGGUUGAAUUGGAGGUUCUCACUUUGUGCACUAUUCAUCUUAACCACUAUGGCUGUGGCAGCAAUUAUAAUCUGGAAAUUUGAAGGUAGGAAAAAAUCAGAACAUGAGGAUAGGGACAACGAUAAAGAAGCUCCAGGGCAUUUAUAUGAGGAUGAAGCUUGGAAUACAUGUCUCAGAAGCAUUCAUCCUGCUUGGCUGCUUAGUUUUAGAGUGUUUGCUUUCAUCAUGCUUUUGGCAUUACUUCUAGCCAAUGUCGCUAUUGAUGGAAGUGGCAUUUUUUACUUUUAUACUCAGUGGACAUUUACUUUGAUUACAAUAUACUUUGGGUUUGGAUCAGCAAUCUCAGUAUAUGGAUGUCAAAAACACUGGGGAAAAGUUGGUGGUGAUAGGGGUGAUCAUUUAAGCUUAGAUUCUGAGCAUGGCUCCUACAUGCCUCCCAUUCUUGGCGAAGCUGCAAAUGUGUCCAACCAGUGCAAACAUUUUGAUGCUCACAGAGCACCUCAUUGUCCUCCUAGAGCUGGUGUAUGGACUUAUGCCUUCCAAAUUAUUUAUCAGACUUCUGCAGGUGCAGUAAUACUCACCGAUUCAGUAUUUUGGUUUAUUCUUUUUCCGCUCCUAAAAUCCAAAGAUUAUGGUCUGAAUUUUUUGAUUGUCUGUAUGCACUCGAUCAAUGUUGUUUUCCUACUUGGUGACACAAUUUUGAAUUGCAUGCGGUUCCCAUUUUUUCGAAUUGCAUAUUUUGUUUUGUGGACGGGCACAUUUGUUGUUUUCCAAUGGAUCAUCCAUGCUUGUAUUAACCUUUGGUGGCCGUAUCCGUUCCUUGACUUAUCAUCGCCAUAUGCUCCGUUAUGGUACUUGGGAGUAGGCCUGAUGCAUAUCCCAUGCUAUGGCAUCUUUGCUUUAAUAAUUAAACUCAAGACCUUUUCUUUCUCAAGGUCAUCACCUGAGUCCUUUCGAAAAAGGACAUGAAAAGUGAGAUUCCUGGUGUUGAAAUUCGGGGAUGCUAUCAGCUAGCAGGAAGGUUACAGAAAUCUAGUGUCUUCAUUUUGAUGGAAAAAAAAACUAAUUGUUCAUGAAAGUGCAAGCUAUAGAGUCCAUGGUAGGAAGUUCUACCAAAUAUAUGAUCGAAUUUGUGUAGAAACCAUUGUCGACAUGGUAAAUAUAGAAGAUUUUUAACCUAAGCUAUAGAUUGUGCGACUUGCAUUAUAUAUACAUGUAAGACAGGGUUAAAAUUCUUCUCCACAGUAAUCAUUUUCAUUCAUAAA
Messenger RNA from Gossypium raimondii (Peruvian cotton), 1794 nucleotides. RefSeq lists its product as uncharacterized. The record is from RefSeq and is a predicted model, not a curated record. Gene Ontology annotation, cellular component: membrane. Lineage: Eukaryota; Viridiplantae; Streptophyta; Magnoliopsida; Malvales; Malvaceae. The transcript has 8 exons. The coding region runs from base 422 to 1498 and encodes 358 amino acids.